This is a messenger RNA of Rhizopus microsporus ATCC 52813, 1137 nucleotides long. Its product is annotated as S-adenosyl-L-methionine-dependent methyltransferase. Bases 1 to 1137 code for a protein of 378 amino acids. Gene Ontology annotation, molecular function: methyltransferase activity. The record is from RefSeq and is a predicted model, not a curated record. Gene Ontology annotation, biological process: RNA methylation. The transcript is spliced from 3 exons. NCBI's taxonomy places the organism in Eukaryota, Fungi, Mucoromycota, Mucoromycetes, Mucorales, Rhizopodaceae.
AUGACAGAGCUUGAUGAUGAAGAAGUGUCUUCUUCUUCCACUUUUGAUCUGAGCCAAUUGCCAAGUUCCUUUAAAAAGUUUCUUGACGACAAUUCGAUAGAUCCAGCCAUUUACACUGUAGUAGAUCUGCCUCGAUAUUUUCGAAUCAAUACUAGCCUGCCAAAAGAAAAGUGGCCCACAUUAGAAGGAUUAAGAGAACAGUUCAAGACAGAUCAAGUGCAAGAGAUCAAAGGCAUCAAAGGCUUCUUUAGUGUAAAAUUAGACAAUGUUCGCCUUUCCGACACUCAAGCGUAUAAAGAAUCUGCAAUAUUUGGCAUAGAUGUCAGCUCAGCCAUUGCGGUAGAAGCAUUAUCCAUCACCCAAGACGAUCAAGUGCUAGAUUUAUGUUGUGCACCAGGAGCUAAAUUAUGCAUGAUUUCUAAUCUGUUUGGAAAAGAAGGUGUAGGAACAGUGACAGGAGUUGACAUUGCUGAGCAUCGAUUGUCCACUUGUCGGUCAUUGCUAAAGAGAUAUAAAGUAGGAGAAAGGGUGCGUCUGUUCAAGGCAGAUGGUACUACAUUUUCUAUACUUCCUCCUUCGCGAAUAGGCAAUAGAGUGAUUCACGAAGAGCACGACAGUAAACGUCAAAAGACAGAGAUUGUCAAACCAUUCUGGGCACCUAAAACACUUCGAUACGAUAGACAGAUAAAUCAUGGUGUAUUAUAUGACAAAGUGCUAGUAGAUGCAGAAUGCACACAUGAUGGGUCUAUAGCACAUAUUCUAAAGUAUGAAAAAUGGGGUUGGGACUCUUUUGAAAAGAAUUUUAUGGACUCAAACAGACUAAACUCAAUCACCGAGUUGCAGCGUAACUUAAUGAAACAAGGCUGGAGGAUGCUAAAGAAGGGAGGCAUAAUGGUCUAUAGCACAUGCUCACUAACCAUCAGUCAGAAUGAGGAAAAUACAGCAUGGUUUUUGACUGAGCAUCCGGAUGCUCAGAUAGAAAAGAUACCCAACUAUGACAUUCAAUCUUCCCCUAUCAAAAAACAGAAUAUAAACUAUAAGCUUCAAGGUGCCCUGGAAGAGCACUGUGUACGAUUUGAUCCAAUUGCAAGCUGUACAAGUGGUUUCUUUUUGGUCAAAUUUGUCAAAAAGCUUUAA